This is a messenger RNA of Paramisgurnus dabryanus, 1352 nucleotides long. RefSeq lists its product as uncharacterized. Lineage: Eukaryota; Metazoa; Chordata; Actinopteri; Cypriniformes; Cobitidae. The record is from RefSeq and is a predicted model, not a curated record.
CAUGCUGAAAGUGCAAUAACCUAUGAUGCAAUAAAAUAAAUUAAAUAUUAAGAGGUUAGUAUCCCACGGACCAAAUAACAGCAGCACUAACAACACGAAAGGUACCACAAUGAGCAAAACGUGGAAACAGUUUUUCUUGGUCUUUGCAUUUCUCUCUACUGGGGCUAAUGGACAUGUUAUAUUAUCUUGCCCCUCUGAACGGUUUGAUUACUUUAAAGAUCAACUUCAGAUGAGCAAUUGUUUGGAAGCUGCAUCUAAAAAUUGGACAACAUACCAAACUGCAGAUAUUUUUAACCAGCUACGCUUGCUGACGGCUAUCAUCCAAACACAACAAGAAACUGGUAAAACAACUGAGAUACUCGGGUUACUGCCAGCAAACUGUUUUGCUCCAGUAGUACACAGGGAUGGAGGCCUGCUGUGUGUAUCUUCUGAGAAGAAGAUCUAUUGUAAACCAAUGUGCAAUACGGGUUAUGAUUUUAACUUUAUAAGAAGAUCAAGGCUGUACGAGGAAUGCAGUGCCGCCACCCAAAACAAAUGGACAACACAGUACAUGGGUGGCAAUAAGCUGGCUGAAUGCACUAAAUCCCCCAUUUCAGUGGCAGGAGCUCCGUCUGCCUUCUUCCCUAAGGAAAAGGACUGUCACAAGACAAAGAGCGAUGAAGAACUUAUGAAGAAUAUCACAAGCAUCUUUCAUUCAGAGCUUAUUAAAGCCGGCGUUACAUCAUUCGAAUCUUCAUGCCUUCUCUGUGGUGAGACUCAGAGCAUAAACUAGAGCCAACAAGCAGAUAAAACAUGUGCUUUACACUUUCUGUUUAAAAAAAACAAUGACUCAACAUGUAAACAACAUGUCAUAUUAUGAAACCGCAAAGUUGAAACAGUGGAAAAUAAUAACAUUUAAGGAAAUGAGCUUUCAUUAUGUUGUGAAAAAUAUUAAAUUGUAAUCAAAAUUAUUUAAAUUAUCAGCGUACUAAAAUCUUGGCACCAAAUCAAUGCUGUAAUAGUAGUACUUUUCACACUGUAUAUCAUUUACUGAGCCCCAUACAUCACAAUGGUAGAAAUCUCAUACCAAAUGAAAGAAGGAAGUCUUGGGCACAUUUUUUGUGUUCAUUACAUUUCCAUAUCUUCCAUACAAAGUUGUAGACUAAUUAAUAGAGAAUGGUCACUUGUGACAACUUACCCCACUCUCCCCUACAGUAUCAUAAAAAGGAAACCACAUUCACUUAAAUAGCAAUGCAACUGCCAUAUAACAGCUCAUAGUAAACACCCUAUGUAUGCAGGCUAUCUUUAAUAAUAUCUUAUGCUAGUUUUUAAGCAAUUUAUCCAAUUAAUAAAGACAAUAUGGGAACAAAGCA